UCAAAGCCGUUCCGUCAGUGUUUUCAGACGCUGAGGGAUUGCGGCUGCGGCGGGCGGGUCUUCGAUUUGCACUCUUAGAGGCCGCGGUAGCAAAGAAUGAGCGGAAUUCUGAAAAAGGUGCUGUGUCUGAGGAACAAUACCAUUUUCAAACAAGCCUUUUCCCUCUUAAGGGUUAGAACUUCAGGAGAGAAUCCUUUCUAUUGUGUAGGUAGCAUUCUACUGAGUUCCUGUCGGCACUACAAGACAAAGCCUACCCACGGCAUUGGGAGAUACAAGCAUCUGAUUAAAGCACAAGAGCUCAAGAAGAAGAGGGGAAAAGUUGAAGUGAGACCUAUUAAUCUGGGGACAGAUUAUGAAUAUGGGGUUUUAAACAUCCACCUGACUGCAUAUGACAUGACCCUGGCAGAAAGUUAUGCCCAAUAUGUUCACAACCUCUGCAACCAGCUCUCCAUUAAAGUCGAGGAAAGUUAUGCGAUGCCUACCAAAACCAUGGAGGUGUUGAGGCUGCAGGACCAAGGCAGCAAAAUGUUCCUGGACUCAGUUCUUACCACCCAUGAGCGAGUGGUUCAGAUCAGUGGUUUGAGUGCUACAUUUGCCGAGAUUUUCUUGGAAAUAAUCCAAAGCAAUCUUCCUGAAGGAGUCAGAUUGUCAGUAAAGGAGCACACUGAAGAAGACUUCAAGGGAAGGUUCAAAGCUCGACCAGAACUGGAAGAACUGUUAGCCAAGUUGAACUAGCAAUUGUAGACCCUGUCGUGCCAGCACUGGUCAUACUGAGUGCAAAGAAGAAGUUUCCUGGUUGAUCAGAAUAAAGCAGGAAAUUCUGACCCUUAGAUUUCAUAGGUACCCAUUACCACAGCCAGGAAUGCCUUCUCUACUCUGUGACAUGGCUGUGCUUGCCAGUUGUUACCACUUACCUGCGAGCAACCCUAGUUAUCUUCUAUCUAAUAAAAAUCUGCUACUACUGCUGGUAUGUGU
Carlito syrichta (Philippine tarsier) is the source of this 975-nucleotide messenger RNA. It is a transcript of the gene MRPL48, whose product is annotated as mitochondrial ribosomal protein L48. The transcript is spliced from 8 exons. Lineage: Eukaryota; Metazoa; Chordata; Mammalia; Primates; Tarsiidae. The record is from RefSeq and is a predicted model, not a curated record. Gene Ontology annotation, cellular component: mitochondrial ribosome. Bases 97 to 735 code for a protein of 212 amino acids.